This is a messenger RNA of Aspergillus brunneoviolaceus CBS 621.78, 410 nucleotides long. RefSeq lists its product as uncharacterized. NCBI's taxonomy places the organism in Eukaryota, Fungi, Ascomycota, Eurotiomycetes, Eurotiales, Aspergillaceae. The coding region runs from base 99 to 260 and encodes 53 amino acids. The transcript has a single exon. The record is from RefSeq and is a predicted model, not a curated record.
AAAGUUGUCUCUUUUACAGUGUACAACACGAUCUGACUGAUGGCAUUGUGAGACAAAUCGUACUAUGCCCUCUCCACCACUCCGUGAUUCACAAGCAAAUGAGUCUUGACUACUCCGGAGUGUAUGGAGUAUGGAGUGUUUUGUUUGUGCUCGACAUCUUCUGUGCGUCCCUGAUCAGCAAGGGAAGGGGCAGUCGAUCUUUUACCACUUUAAAACGGUAUCUGACUGUACACUUGGCCGUCCGUGUCUGCGCAUCAUGACGUCUUUCCCCAUUGAUCCACUCCAACCCCAUACAUUAUUGACCAUAGAUUUGACCAUGGGAUAUCAUGUCUCAAUCAGUAGCAGAGAAGACAGUCAUGCAGCAAUCGAUCGAAGAAUAUCUCCAUGAACGUUCUCCUCGAGGGGCUGAC